Molecule: messenger RNA, 337 nt
Organism: Puccinia graminis f. sp. tritici CRL 75-36-700-3
Lineage: Eukaryota; Fungi; Basidiomycota; Pucciniomycetes; Pucciniales; Pucciniaceae
Exons: 1
Source: RefSeq, a predicted model, not a curated record
AUGGCCGACUCAGCAGCCCAAGGGAUGGGUAACAAACUCGCUAAUCCCAGUCUCUCCUCGUCGGUUAGCUCGGCAACCAGUCAACCAUUACCGACCACCCAUUCUCAUCAGAACUUCUCCGCCUCCAGCUCUGCGAUCCCCAGCCACCCAUCCAGACCCACUCCGGGCUCUUCUUCUACUUCUACUACUAACACUCAUCAUCAUCAUCAUCCUGUACAAUUGAUCCCCAAUUGGCCGACCGGCGAACGCAUCAAAACUCACAAAGAUCUCAGCUAUCAUCAGCUCGCUAACGUUAAGGACGUCAAGCUUCAGUUGGAGGCCAAUCUUUUUGAACUUA